GCCAUGAGAUAUAUAUCCAUGUUGUUUCGGCGUUGCAUUGAACCACCAAAUUUCUCCACUUCUGGGUGACGGUAGAGCGCGUCAUGAUAUCAGUCUCAUUUAUUUUCUUCGGUUUCUGUUCUGCUAUUGCUCUAUUACUCACAAGUUAUGUUGUAUACCAUGUCACUAUAGCACCCCGGUUCAAUCCCCUCAGAAAGUUGGCUGGACCACCAUUAAAUGGGCCACUGCACAACCACAUGUCACCUGUUCUCGACCCAUUCAGGUCACCCAGGACUCAUGCUGCCUAUGUGGAGAAAUAUGGCAGGAACGUUCGUAUAAGGGGGCUUGGUCCUUGGGACGAACGCCUCCUUCCCCUUGACCCUGUUUCCGUUGCACACGUCUUAAAGAACAGCACAAUCUACGAGAAACCUUGGCAAUCUCGAAGACUUAUUACGAGUCUCAUUGGUUGCGGUAUGCUGGCUGCAGAAGGUCAUGUCCAUAAACGUCAACGGCGUGUCGCCAUCCCUGCAUUUUCCAUUCAGAAUAUGCGAGCACUUGUGCCACUUGUCUUUAGCAAGGGAGAGGAACUCAAAGAUAAGUGGAUGAAUAUGAGUCAGGCAGUGAAGGAGGAGAAUGUAGCCUCAGAAAAGCAGAACUCUGGUCAAGUGGAAAUUGAUAUCUGUCACUGGAUCAGCCGAGCUACUUUCGACGUUAUUGGGCUAGCAGGCUUUGACUACAACUUCAACGCCAUACAGAACGAGUCGGACGAACUCUUUGCUGCGUAUAAGGAGAUGUUUGAGAUUGCUGUCUCGCAAGGAGAUGCAGUGAGAACAGUUCUGGGGAUUUACUUUCCCAUCCUAAAUAACCUUUUCCCUGAUGAGAGGGCCAAGACCGUCCACAGAUGCCAAGAAACUAUUCGCCGUGUAGCAGGAAAAUUAGUGCAGCAGAAAAAAUCCAGAAUUAUAGAUGGACAGAAUAGCGGUUCCGCAUAUACCGGUAAAGAUUUACUGAGUCUGCUGUUGAAAUCCAAUAUUGCAACAGACCUUCCAUCAGAUCAGCGAAUUUCCGACGAAGAUAUAUUGCACAACAUUAAUACCUUCAUGUUCGCAGGGUCCGAUACGACAUCCCUAGCUCUAACGUGGACAUUCCUGCUCCUUGCAAAGCAUCCAGACUUGCAAACUCGUCUUCGUACGGAACUUCUCUCUAUCGUGCCAACUACUCCAAUAUCCCGGUUGUCAUCUGAAGAAAUUGAGUCUCUACACAACACCCUUCAGAACCUACCGUACUUGAACAACGUCUGUCGGGAGUCCUUGCGUCUGGUCCCUCCAGUCCAUUCUUCCCUCCGUGUUGCAACGCAAGAUGACGAGAUACCUGUAUCAUACCCCGUCCACUUGAGCGAUGGCACGAUCUCGGAGCAAAAGUCUAUAAGCGUGUCGAAAGGGAGCUUCGUGCACGUCCCAGUAGAGGCUUUCAACCUCGACAAGGGUAUGUGGGGACCUAACGCCUGGGAUUUUGACCCUGAUCGAUGGGAUCAUCUUUCGGAGGAUGUGCUGUCACUUCCAGGACUAUACUCCAAUCUUCUGACUUUCUCCGCUGGGCCGAGAUCAUGCAUCGGGAUGCGUUUCUCUAUGAUCGAGAUGAAGACAUUUCUCUAUAUCCUUCUGACGACUUUCAGCUUUGCCGAAACAGACAAAAGAAUCUACAAAGCCAACGUCGUUCUUACACGGCCAUAUGUUUCUGGACAAUUCAAAAAAGGAAGCCAAUGUCCACUCAUUGUAACGCCACUCGAGUCGAUUGCCACCUCCUAGGACAUAUAAGCAUAUCAAUAUAUAACACAUGUUAAGCACGCAUAUACCCCUGCAUACGUCGAGGCCGGUACACUUACGUAGGCUAUCUGUAAAUUAAUUGGACUCUAAUCCACAACAUCACUGCACCUGUGCACACAA
Messenger RNA from Suillus discolor, 1925 nucleotides. RefSeq names its product cytochrome P450. The coding region runs from base 84 to 1787 and encodes 567 amino acids. The transcript is spliced from 9 exons. Gene Ontology annotation, molecular function: iron ion binding; monooxygenase activity; heme binding. The record is from RefSeq and is a predicted model, not a curated record. NCBI's taxonomy places the organism in Eukaryota, Fungi, Basidiomycota, Agaricomycetes, Boletales, Suillaceae.